AUGGCGGCGACGGCGGAGCGCGAGGAGGAGACGAUCGUCGAGCGCACCUUGAAGGGCCUGGGCGUCGACAACGGCCCGGACGGCCGCGGAGACGACCCUCCGCCCGAGCUGCUCGUCAAGGUCAAGUGGCGCCCGGAGACGCUAGAUUUCGACCUUCGCGUCGCGGGUGACGUCGGGGGCGAUGGAACCGGCGAUGGAACCGGCGAUGGAGCCGGCCGCGACGUGUUCUUCACGGCCAUGAACGUGCGCGCGCCUCCAAACGCGCCGGGCACCGCGGAGGAGUGGUACACGCGCGCGAGGCAGGCGCUGACCGGGCCCAAAUGGCGAGCGCACCGGCACUUCUCGUUCACCCUCGAUCGCGCCGGCGCCGGGGCUUCCACGGAGGCGACGUUCAAGUGGUCGUGGCACGAACCGACGUGUCGGACCGACCCGAUGCCCGCGUGCGUCACCGCCGCCGCCAAGGGCACCAGACGCAUCGGCGUGGCGAGGAUGCGCGGCGAAGCCUUCGUCGCGUCCAACCGCCACCGGAUCUUCGCAUCCUUCGCGACGAAGCAGCUGGAAACGCGCGAUGAGCGACUCGCACAGCUGGAGCGCGAGUGCGAAUCGCUUCGAAACACGCUGCACACCGCGCGAUGCGACUUGGAGAGGGCGGUGGAGUUCAAGGAGGCGGCGGAGAGGGACAACACGCGUCGGUUCGCCGUCUUGCUCAACGCGCAGAAGGUUCGUCUAAGGGAGCAGCACGAGCUGCUGGAGGCGGCGAGGGCCGAGAACGACGACUUGCGCGCCCGCGUGGAGGAAACCGAGAGCCCGGGCGACGAAGGGACAGACGACGGCGGCGAGUCGGAGCCGGACACGGACGAGGAGGAGGCGACCGCGGCUACAUUCAUCGCUCGAGCGAAUGACCGUCUUCGUCAACCCACCGCCGCCGUCCACCGCCGCGGAUCCAAAGCGACGUCACCCGCCGCGAGGGCCGCCAAGCGAGUGCGGGGAUUCGCGGACGACGCGUCGCACCAACCCCCCCGGGCGGGAAGCUCCCAACCACCGUCGCAAAAGUCGGCGAGGUCCGAUAAGGGCGUCGGGGACGCACGAAACCAAAGCCAAAACCAAAACCAAAGCCUCCACCCGUUGGACGACAUCUUCGGCUCCUUCGGCAUUCCACCCGCGGGCGGGGACGUCGCGGGUUCGAUUCCCGGCGCGGCCGCCGACGACGAUUUCGGGGUUGACGCCGACGUGUCGCAGACGCUCACCUCGGCGUCGGCGAGGUUGGCGGGCGGCGGGGUGGGCGGUGGGGUCGGCGGGGUGGGCGGGUCGGCUGGCGCGUCCAGGCGAACGUCAGCCGCGGCGGCGGGUGGCGGCGGGGGCGGCGGCGGCGGGCGGGGCGGAAGGGGCCGGGGCCGUCCGAGGCAGGCCGGUGGUAAGAAUCCGCUCGAGGACAUCAACUCGCUGCUCGGGGACGACGGGAUAUGA
Molecule: messenger RNA, 1467 nt
Organism: Micromonas commoda
Lineage: Eukaryota; Viridiplantae; Chlorophyta; Mamiellophyceae; Mamiellales; Mamiellaceae
Exons: 1
Coding region: 1-1467 (488 amino acids)
Biological process (GO): double-strand break repair; DNA recombination
Cellular component (GO): nucleus
Molecular function (GO): DNA binding
Source: RefSeq, a predicted model, not a curated record